ACAGCGACUUUAUAAAAAACAGCAGAAAAAGGCGAGACUUUUAGCCCCCGCAACAACUCGUCUUCCUCCCCUCUCCAGCAGCGUAGGCCAGCGAGCGGCAGCGGCAGCAGCAGCAGUUGUUGUUGGGGGUAGGUGCGCCUCCUCCCCAACCAAACCCUCGCUUCCCUCGCGCGCGGCGCGGCGAUGGCGCUGGCGCUGGAGGCGGCGAGGUCGUGGGCGGCGUCCGUGCUGCCGCCGGAGCUCGCCGCCGCGGCGGGGGGCGACCCGCUCGCCGCCCUCGCCGCCACGGCCGCGGCGCUCGUCGCCGGGGUGGUCAUCCUCGCCGUGUGGUUCCGAUCCGGUGGAGGGGCGCCGCCCAAGGCCGCCGCGCCGCCGCCGCGCCCGCCGCCGGUCAAGAUCGAGGCCGACGCCGACGCCGACGACGGCCGGAAGCGCGUCACCGUCUUCUUCGGCACGCAGACCGGCACCGCCGAGGGCUUCGCUAAGGCGAUGGCAGAGGAGGCGAGGGCGCGGUACGAGAAGGCGGUGUUCAAAGUUGUGGAUCUGGAUGACUAUGCAGCUGAGGAUGAGGAGUACGAGGAGAAGCUCAGGAAGGAAACUAUCGUGUUGCUCUUCCUAGCAACAUAUGGGGAUGGGGAGCCUACCGACAAUGCUGCAAGAUUCUACAAAUGGUUCACUGAGGGGAAGGAAAAGGAAGUCUGGCUUAAGGAUCUUAAGUAUGCUGUUUUUGGCCUGGGAAAUAGGCAGUAUGAGCACUUUAAUAAGGUUGCAAAGGUGGUGGACGAACUGCUAGAGGAGCAGGGUGGCAAGCGUCUUGUCCCAGUUGGCCUUGGAGAUGAUGAUCAGUGCAUUGAGGAUGACUUCACAGCAUGGAAAGAACAAGUUUGGCCAGAAUUGGACCAACUGCUCCGUGAUGAAGAUGAUACAACUGGUGCAUCCACUCCUUACACUGCUGCUAUACCUGAAUACAGAAUUGUAUUUAUUGAUAAAUCAGAUGUAUCGUUCCAAGACAAAUCGUGGUCACUUGCCAAUGGCAGUGGUGUUAUUGAUAUUCACCAUCCUGUCAGGUCUAAUGUUGCUGUUCGAAAGGAACUCCAUAAGCCAGCUUCAGAUCGCUCUUGCAUUCAUCUGGAGUUCGAUAUCUCAGGCACUGGUCUUGUGUAUGAAACUGGUGACCAUGUUGGUGUUUAUUCAGAAAAUGCUAUCGAGACAGUGGAGCAGGCUGAAAAGCUGCUAGAUCUUUCCCCAGAUACAUUUUUCUCCGUCCAUGCAGACGCAGAAGAUGGAUCACCUCGUAAAGGGGGUGGUUCUUUGGCCCCACCUUUCCCUUCUCCUUGCACCUUACGGACUGCACUUCUAAGAUAUGCUGAUCUACUUAAUUCUCCAAAGAAGGCUGCUUUGGUUGCUUUAGCUGCUCAUGCGUCUGACCUAGCUGAAGCUGAAAGAUUGAGAUUUUUGGCUUCCCCUGCUGGAAAGGAUGAAUAUUCUCAAUGGGUAGUAGCUAGCCAAAGAAGCCUUCUUGAAGUUAUGGCUGCAUUCCCUUCAGCUAAGCCCCCACUGGGAGUAUUCUUUGCAGCUGUUGCACCUCGCCUACAACCGCGUUACUACUCCAUAUCAUCAUCUCCAAAGAUGGCUCCUUCCAGAAUUCAUGUAACAUGUGCGUUAGUUUAUGGACCUACACCAACGGGAAGGAUUCACCAAGGAGUUUGUUCGACAUGGAUGAAGAACGCAAUCCCAUCAGAAUAUAGUGAAGAGUGUAGCUGGGCACCAAUUUAUGUGAGGCAGUCAAAUUUUAAGUUGCCUGCAGAUCCGACCACUCCAAUUAUCAUGAUUGGUCCUGGUACAGGGUUAGCACCAUUUAGAGGCUUCUUGCAGGAAAGAUUAGCUCUAAAACAAUCUGGAGUUGAACUGGGCAAUUCAGUUCUCUUCUUUGGAUGCAGGAACCGUAAUAUGGACUACAUAUAUGAAGACGAGUUGCAAAACUUCAUUCAGGAGGGUGCACUUUCUGAGCUGAUUGUUGCCUUCUCUCGUGAAGGACCAGCCAAAGAAUACGUGCAGCAUAAGAUGACAGAGAAGGCCACAGAAAUUUGGAACAUCGUCUCACAAGGUGGUUACAUAUAUGUGUGCGGUGAUGCCAAGGGUAUGGCAAGAGACGUACACAGAGCUCUUCAUACAAUUGUUCAAGAGCAGGGAUCUUUGGAUAGCUCCAAAACCGAGAGCUAUGUAAAGAGCCUACAGAUGGACGGCAGGUACCUCCGUGACGUAUGGUGACACCAUCAGAAUUAUCAGAAAUAGCUCGCUCUAGCUUUGUAGAAGUGAAGGUGUCAAGAGUCGGAUUUGCCUGUAAGGCCAUGGUGCAUGCCAAUCCAAUCGUGAGUUUUUCAGAACGAAGCGUGCCGUUGCUUAGAAAAUUGGAGUUAAAAGUCGGUGUAAUUCUUUGACAUCUAACAUGGUUCCGAUAUUUAUUAUUAUUAUAUGGAUGAUUGAAAGAAUAAGUACCUGUUGUAGAUUUGUAGAACCUGAAAGUUGGCCCUGUCCCUUCAGUUUGUAGUAAGAGGGAUACAUCAUACAGUAUGAGACAAUCAGAUUAUAUCGUGUAUACAUUGAAAGAACACCAAGCCAAUUUUGCAUCUGGUUUAUGAAUUAAAACAUAUGCUUUAAGUAGCUA
Messenger RNA from Oryza sativa Japonica Group (Japanese rice), 2668 nucleotides. RefSeq names its product NADPH--cytochrome P450 reductase 1-like. The record is from RefSeq and is a predicted model, not a curated record. Gene Ontology annotation, molecular function: flavin adenine dinucleotide binding; FMN binding; NADPH-hemoprotein reductase activity. Gene Ontology annotation, cellular component: cytosol. NCBI's taxonomy places the organism in Eukaryota, Viridiplantae, Streptophyta, Magnoliopsida, Poales, Poaceae.